UCGGGUACUUUUAAUUUAAAUUAUUCUAAGCAAUCCAUGUAUUCUUAAUUGUUUGCAGUGUUUGGUUUUCCUAACACAACAAGUAGUUUUUGAAAAAAAGUCCCAAUAUGUCGGAUAGAAGUGACAGAAAAGCUGAAUUGGAACGCAAGAAGGCACGCCUCGCUCAAAUUCGAGCUGAAAAGCAGAAAAAAGCUCCAGCCAAGAAAGAAGAAAAAGUCUCAGUUGCUGUUUCAUCUGAUUUAGACAAGAUAAAACCAACUGCAGCUGCUCCUUCAUCUCCAAAGAAAGUUACAGAUACUGGAGAUGGACAAUACUACAGACCAAGGCAACCAAAACCAACAAAACUUUCUCAAAGCAAAAUAACUCUCACUUCUAUUCCUCCAAAAGAAGUAGUCACGUAUUCUAAAGAAUGUCAGACUCCUGUGGAAACACAACAGCAAGAUUCUGAAGAUGAGACUGAAAAUGUGAAAGAUGAUGUUCAAGAGAAAGAAGACAAGUUGGAUGAACUUUCAUUAGAAGAAGAGGAAGAAUUGUUGGAAUCAGCGAUCCGAGAGCUAUCUGAGCAGGAGCGAGACAUCAUUGAAACAUCGGAAGAUUACAUUCAGUUCAUCUCAAGAUCAUCAAGAUUCAUGGACCGAGCGCUCUCGCAUCGAAUCGAUCUUUUUACUGAAUACAGUUCACAAGUGGAAGAAGAAAGUGAAAUAGAUCGAGGAAUGAAAUUAUCGGUGAAUCGAAUAUUUUCUGAUGAACGAUGGUCGAGACAUAGAGUGGUUACUUCAUUAGAUUGGAGCACUCAUCAUCCUGAGUUAUGUGUUGCAUCAUAUGGUAACAAUGAGGAAGCUCCGUAUGAACCUGAAGGAGUUGCUCUAGUGUGGAACAGCAAAUAUAAAACUACAACUCCUGAGUACACCUUCCAUUGCCAGUCAUCGGUAACUGCUGCUUGCUUUGCUAAGUUUCACCCAAACUUAGUGGUUGGUGGGACGUACAGUGGACAGAUUGUGAUGUGGGACAACCGUAGUAACAAGCGUACAGCACAACGAAGCAAACUUUCCACAGCAGCUCAUACCCACCCUGUGUAUUGCUUGGAUGUGGUUGGCACACAGAACGCACAUAACCUGAUAUCUGUAUCAACAGAUGGUAAACUUUGUUCAUGGAGUCUUGAUAUGCUAACACAACCACUGGAAGCAAUGGAGCUUCAACACAAGCAAUCGAAAUCAGUAGCAGUGAUGAGCAUGGCAUUCCAACACAAUAAUGUUAAUAACUUUGCCAUUGGUGCUGAGGACGGUUCCUUAUAUACAGCGUGCAGACAUGGAAGCAAAACAGGAAUAAGCGAUUUAUAUGAAGGACACAACGGACCGGUGUCUGGAGUCGAUUUCCAUCGAUCACCCGGUCAGCUUGACUUCUCCCAUCUAUUACUGACUUCUUCAUUUGAUUGGUCCAUCAAGCUUUGGUCUCUAAAAAGUGGUUCGCGUACCUGUUUACAUUCCUUCCAAGACCACAGUGAUUGCGUAUAUGAUGUUGCUUGGUCUCCCGUUCACCCUGCUUUGUUUGCCAGUGGUGACUGCUCUGGUAGAUUGGACUUGUGGAACGUCAAUUCAGACGCUGAGGUUCCAGUUGUUUCAUCAGUAAUUGAUUCAGCUCCUGCCAUCAAUAAGUUAAGAUGGAAUGGAAGUGGAAGCCAGAUAGCCAUCGGUGAUUACAUGGGUCGUGUGCACCUAUGUGAAGUGGGAGAGCAAUUAUCGCAACCAAGACAAGACGAAUGGUCACGCUUUGUUGGUAGUUUGACCGAGAUACGCAACGCUCAUCAGGAAGAAGAAGAAGCAAGAAAUGUUUCCCGACAACUAUGAACCAAUAUCUAGGUUCGAAUUUUCUCUGUCAGACUUACAUGUUCCAAAUGUAUUAUGUUUCCUGUGGUAAAGAAACAUAGGCAGGCCUUUAUAUUACUGUAGCACUAAAAUGAAACACAUUACAAAAUUCACUACAACAGCACCCUGUUCCAAUUAAUUGUCUAACAAAUCACUAUGUAGGUUUUUUAGUUCAAUUCACGGCAAUUUUAAUUCUCUAAUCUAAUUUACACAUAUAUGCUGCUAGUAACAGGUGCUGUGUCGAAGAUUCUAAUUGUGUUGGGUUGUGUAGCUUUUUCUGCAUUUAAUGCUGCAUAGUCACCAAGUGUUAGGCAUGUUACUGUCGUAAUCAUGGCUAUUACAUGUAUUACCUGAUACGUAAGCGAAAUAUUCGUAUUUAUUUUCUCUGUAAAUCCAUAUUUAAGAUUUUGUUUUAUAGCGUACCUUAAAAAAUGGACAAACAUUUCAAAGCAAAUUUUUCCCAAAAUUGCACUUUUUUUCUCGCUGUUAUAUUCCAUGACAGUUACGUUUUGUUUUGGUAAGGUGACAUGUCAUUGCGGGUAUAAAAUCAAUGGAAACUAAAGUAUAUCUAUAAGAGCGUUUCGAGGUACUGUUACCGUUUAGUUCAUCGAAUAAACUAUUCUUCUGCAUGAGA
Molecule: messenger RNA, 2499 nt
Organism: Ciona intestinalis (vase tunicate)
Lineage: Eukaryota; Metazoa; Chordata; Ascidiacea; Phlebobranchia; Cionidae
Source: RefSeq, a predicted model, not a curated record